Scomber scombrus (Atlantic mackerel) is the source of this 2330-nucleotide messenger RNA. It is a transcript of the gene sgcg, whose product is annotated as sarcoglycan, gamma. Gene Ontology annotation, cellular component: sarcolemma; sarcoglycan complex. Gene Ontology annotation, biological process: heart contraction; cardiac muscle tissue development. The coding region runs from base 104 to 976 and encodes 290 amino acids. Lineage: Eukaryota; Metazoa; Chordata; Actinopteri; Scombriformes; Scombridae. The transcript is spliced from 8 exons. The record is from RefSeq and is a predicted model, not a curated record.
AGCUCAGGCACUGCUGCUUCUCAAGCUGCUCGUACCAGCUCGAGCUCUGCUUACUGUUGCGUAGGGAAGGGGACUGCUGUGCCUCGACACACAACGUCAGCAGAUGGUGCGGGAGGAAUAUGUCACCACCACCCAGGGCAGCAGCGUGCCCAGGCCGGUGCCCGAACACGUCUACAAGAUCGGCAUCUAUGGCUGGAGGAAGCGCUGUCUCUACCUGUUUGUCCUGUUGCUCAUCGCCAUCCUGGUGGUCAACUUUGCCCUCACCAUCUGGAUCCUCAGGGUGAUGUGGUUCAACACGGAAGGGAUGGGACACCUACAAGUCCACUCUGAUGGGGUAAAGCUGGAGGAGGGUGAGUCUGAGUUUCUGUUUCCUGUCUACGCUGAGGAGAUCCACUCCAGAGAAGACUCUUCACUCCUUGUGAACUCACUACAAAAUGUUUCCCUUAAUGCCCGCAAUGAAAAUGGUGAUGUCACAGGGAGGACAUUUGUGGGUCCAAAAGAGGCUCAGGGACACACUCCGAAUCUGCUCAUUAACUCCCACAAUGACAACAUGCUGUUCACUGCAGAUGGCGAACAGACUGUGAUUGGACCAGACAAACUACGCAUCACAGGUCCCGAAGGAGCGCUGUUCCAGCAUUCAGUGGAGGUUCCCCUGCUGAGGUCUGAACUUUUCAAAGACCUGAGGUUGGAGUCUCCUACUCGCUCUCUUAGUUUGGACGCACCAAAAGGAGUUCAUAUGAAAGCCCUGGCUGGCGACAUUGAAGCUGCUUCCAACAUGGAUAUCAUUCUACAGUCAAGUGUAGGACUGCUGGUGCUGGAUGCUGAGACUGUGAGCAUGCCGAGCCUGCCCCUGGGCCAAGGAGGGGUUUCUGGAAAUGCUCAGGAUCUCUAUGAGGUUUGUGUCUGUCCCAGCGGCAAGCUCUUCCUGUCCAAGGCAGAGGUCACCUCCACUUGCAGCGAGAACCAGGAGUGCUAGAUAGACUCUGACAAGGUAAUCGAUUUUCCAUCUCUCAGAAGAGGUGUCUUCUGGGAGGCAACAAGCACAACAGUUCAUAUCCAGUCAGUCUUUUUUAAAAUCUUUAUACCACAGUGGAUCGCUGUGCAAGAUCCCACUGGAACGUUGAGGCUGGUAAAAAUACAAUGACUGCUGGUGUACAUGUCGGAUAUGUCAUGAAAUGCAUCCUUUUAGUUGCAUUUAUGACCUUCUAAUCAUUCAGCUGAAACAAAUUGGCACUCAGUAUCAAAUUCAGUCCUGCAUCAGAGCUUUUAAAGUAUUUUUUACACACACACACACAGUAUCAUGGCUGGGCAAUGAGGAGCUGGUUAACAGCUUACAUCCUAUGCAAUAUUAUCUUGUGGUGCAAUAAAUAAAAUUGACACAUAUCGAGGGCUUGGAGUGAUCACAAAAUGUCAGAAUGUAAUAAAAAAAUAUUUUUGGGGUUUACUUACGCCCUUCUUGCUCCAAGCCCUCGGUAAGUAGUGUUUUUGUUUCGGUGUUUAGCAUGUUUUAUUUGAUCGGAGAUAAAUUAGAGAAAUGCUGGUAUAUAUUUUGUCACUGUCAGAGUCAAUUCAGAGAUGGCUUUUGUCUCUUUUUACUCAAAUUUAGAGCCACAGACUAGUUUCUUGUUUUGUUUCGACUGGUGUAUAGGAUUGGGUUUAAAAUAUCAUGUCUUUAUGGCACCAUAAAGUGUCACUAGUGUGGUAUCACAUGUGAGUUCUUUUUCUGUUUUAUUACCAUGUAUGUUUGGCCUGUACUAUUUCUAAGUCCUGCAUAAGCAUGUAAUUAUGCAUUAGCUACAAGACAGGCAGGUUUUCUUGCAACUAAGUUUGUCUGUGUUUGUUCAGUGACCUCAUUUACAACCAAAGGUCUACCACUAAAAGACAUUACUUUUGACCACCGCAAGCAAGCAAAAACAAAAAAAAAACAGGUCUAAUAAACAUACUGCUGUUGUGUGUAGUUUCUGAUUCUGAGUGGAAAAAUAAUGAUAGAUUAUUUUAUUCAGUUUUGUGUUUUGGUUCAAAUAUGCCUUUCUUUCUUUAGAAAAAAAGUGCAUGACAAGUGCAUAACAUUUGCCUUUAUUAUAAGAUCCACCAUGUCAAAAAGGGCAGUAUUUUGUAAAGAUAGUUACAUUGAGUUUAGCAUCAAUUUAUAUUUCUGCAAGACUGUUUUUUCUUAUAUCAUAAUUUACAUCUCAUGGCCUUGUGUUAUCACUGUCAGUGUUGAUAAGUAGUUAACUUGCAGUUCUCACCUAUGUUGGCAUAUUUUGAUAAAGUGUUUAAUGUGUAUUUAUUAAUUUUGUAUGUUUAAUAAACUUUGUGCUAUUCUUCUA